Molecule: messenger RNA, 5986 nt
Organism: Chrysoperla carnea
Lineage: Eukaryota; Metazoa; Arthropoda; Insecta; Neuroptera; Chrysopidae
Product: general transcription factor 3C polypeptide 1
Exons: 14
Coding region: 78-5978 (1966 amino acids)
Biological process (GO): transcription initiation at RNA polymerase III promoter; 5S class rRNA transcription by RNA polymerase III
Cellular component (GO): transcription factor TFIIIC complex
Molecular function (GO): DNA binding
Source: RefSeq, a predicted model, not a curated record
CUUAAAUAUUCAUUUAACAAUGUUGCACAAGUGAACAUUAAUUUAAGGAUAAAUAAAUAUAUAUUAAGUAAUUAAAAAUGUUUGGAAAUUUAAAUGACAUCGUGUUAGACGAAAUUGCGUUGGAAGGUUUAGAUGGAAUUACCGUAGAAGGAUUAUGGAAUAGGUUAUCGGAUCGGCUAAAAAUCCCACUACCUUUUACUGAAAAAGUCAAAAACAGAUUUUGGGGUAUUGUUAAAGUUUUAAAGCCCAUAAAUAUGUACGAAAUACCAGAUCCUCGACCGUUUUUUAUAUUUGAUAGAUAUUCUCAUGUCGAACCAGAGCUAGGAAUUGUUAUAGAUCCUGAUGAAAUACCACUAAAUAUAUAUCCAUAUUAUCCUGUUAAUGAUACAUUUAUUCAAGGAUCCUGUAAACAUUUUGAAACACGUGUUGAUAAAACUAAUGAAAUACGACUACUCACGGUUGAAGAAGUAGAAACUCGAUAUCCAAAUAAAAUAGUAAUUGUAGCAAGUCAAGAAGUUCGAUAUAAUACAUUAGUGGGAAACAACUACCAAUUAACAUUAACACCAAUUCAAUAUUGUAUACUAGAAAGAAUUGGUCGAUCACGGUAUCUUGGUGAAGUAACUAUUGGUAAAGUAUCGCUGCAAGAUAUUGGCGAAUCAGCAAAAUCUUUAUUUUAUCAUCGUAAAACUUUAUUAAAAUAUCAAUUGAUCACAAAACAACCAUAUCAACAAAAACUUGGUGUUGCAAAUAAUUCUGGAUGUUUACUUCAUUUACCCAGAUUUUAUGUAGAAAGGAAACCAAAAGGUAUACUUGUUAUUGAAGAAGUUAUUGAAAUUUUGCGACGUAAACCAAAUGGUAUUGCAUCGUAUGAUGAAGUUAAAAGUCAUUUUGUUGAUAAUCUUGGCUUUAGAAAAAUAUGGAAAACAAACGAAUUUUCACGUAUCAUCAAAAACGAUGUGAAAAUAAAAUAUAAAGACUUAUACCCAAAUUCCGAUCAAAAUUUGUGGGUAUGUAAAAAUGGCUCUGACAAAAUUGUACGAUGUUUUCAACUAAUAGAUUUAAAUAUUGAUAUAAAUGAAGUAUGGACCAAAGAAGAGAUUGAAGAUGAUGACGAACACGGUUUAUUAAAUAAUAAAAACACACCACUUGACAUGCCAUUAAUGAUGUAUGGUUUAAAAAUAAUAACGGAUGCUGGUGCACCAGGCAUCACACAAAACGAAUUAUCAACAAAACUCGGACAAAAUCGUUUAAACGCACGAUCUAUUUGUCGAAAUUUGGUUCGUAAGAAAUGCGUUGCAUUUUUUAUGGAUAAUAUCGGAAGACAGCGUGUUACUAAGUUUAUGUCUAAACAUUUUGUAAAACAAAGUGCAAUUCAACAAGUAUUCAGCGAGCAUAAUAUUUUGAAAUCAAGUAAACCAUGUAACGAAAAUGAUCAAGGUGUUAAACGCAAAGCUGAAACUGAAAUCUUACAAGAAGAAUCAUCAGCCAAACGCCAGUAUAUCGGCAACGAAUCUGAAACAAGCACAAUUGCAAGUGAAAGUCCCUCAACCAGCUCUUUAAACACUGCAUCUACUUCAAAUGAAGAAUUAUUAAUUUCAACCACAGAUUCACAUCAAAUUACAACCCGUAUUGAACUAACCACGAAAGUUCCCGGUAUCAAAUUUUGCAACACAGGAUCCAACACAGAAGGACGAUCGUGGGGUGGAAAAUCUGAAGGUGGUGCAACAUUAACAUACCGUUUACUAAAACGUAUGAAUUUAUUAAUAAAAUUAAUAAACGAACAUAAAGUAAUUACCGAUUUAACAAAAUUAAUGAAACGAAUUAAUGAGGAUGAAGAAAAAGAGGGUGAUUAUACAAAGAUUGACAAGAAAACAUUGUAUCGAUUGAUGUUAAAAGUACAAGAACAAGGGCACAUAAAAUUAUGGAAAGUAACAUUAUCAUCAGAAUUCAAAGAGAAAGUAAUGAUAUUUAUUUGUGCGCCAAGUAUACAAUCACCAGAUGAUCCGAUUAUCCAAUCAGAAAUUGAACGUGCUAAAAUGAAAGAGUUUAUUGGCAAAUAUAAAGAAGAUAAACCAACAAUAUCUGUUUAUUCCGAUAAUGAUUUUGUGUUUAGUAAAGAUCAAUUUGAGUACAUGAAAUCAAUAUAUAAACGGAAUGCUAGCAGAGAGCAUGGUUAUCAACCACGAUUUGAACGAACACGAUUGUUACAUCAAUUAUUGUAUUAUUUAAUUUAUGAACAAAAAGAUGAUGAUACCGUCUUUACAAAAGAUGAAGCGAUUGCAUACUGGCAAAGUGAAAAUCCGGCUCUAAUGGCUGAUCAAAUAUAUGAUGAACUACCUGAACACAUAUAUUCAAAACAAAUUGGUUGGAAAAUGUUCAUACCGCCUUUACCAAAUUUACGUGACUGGCCAAAAGGUUGGGCAAUGGUAUGUGAUGUAAUAUUUCGUUUACCAAUUAUAAUUUUUGUAAAAUUAGUGUGUACUCCAUUUGAGUUACCUGAAUUAGAAGAAAUAUUAAGGCAUCCAAUAAAAAAAUAUUUUUUAUUGAAUCAAGUUUCGUCACAUUUACGUAGCUGCCUUGUAUAUAAACGUCGUUUUAUAUUUGCUGUAUAUCAAAUAUUUUUACAAUUAUGUUUUAUUGGAUUAAUACAAUUUGGUCCUCAACGUUUCAAGGAAAAAGAUCAACAAUUGAUUUAUUUAAAUAAAAAAGCACAAAUGUGGGAUACAAGAUCAUCUGAACGUGGUUAUAAUGUUAUUUCUGAACAAGAAUAUCCAGUAAUUACUAUGGAAUUUAACAAUUUUGAAAUGGUUGAAAAAUAUUGGUAUGAACUUUGGAAUAUUUGUGUACAUACAUAUUUAGGAAUGCGCAUUAAUUUGUCACCUGGUAAUGAAGUAAUUAUUAUUGAGAAUGCUGAAAGUAAACCAAUUCUUCUGGAUGCUACAGAACCUCGUACAACACAUGAAGAAGCUGAACAAAAUGAUGUUGGAUAUAUUCCGGGUGAUAAACGAGGUGCUGGUGGCCUUGAUUCAUCAUUAUUCUCACAUGGUCGACGUAAUUGGAAUUGGCCUAGUGAAUCACAUUUUAAAAAAGUAAACACAAAAGUAACAACAAUAGCGAAUAUAACAAAACGUAAACGAUUAAACUAUAAAGAUCUAUCAUCGAAACGAACAACAAAUCGAAAGAAAGUUGUACAAAAAGUGAAAAAACUUACAAAUAUACAAACAACUGUUCAAACAACUACAAGCAUACAAAGUGGACGAAAACUUAAACGAAGAAUAAAAAUAACAAAUAUUAGCGUACAUAAACGUAUAAAUCGUAAACCAUUUUAUGACGAUAUCGAUAAAGAGGCAUUAACAUAUAUGGAUAAAUUACGUGUUGAUUGGUCUGCUGAAGAAGAUCGUGUUUUACUAUUAUGUAAAGUGGCAUUUUUAUUUUUAAGCCCAAAGAAUAAAAAACAUAUAAUAAUUUUUCAACAUGUACGUGAUUGUUUACAUAAGUUAUUAAAUUCAAAGAAUAAAACUUCACGUGCUUGUCAACGACGUAUUAAUUAUGUUAUGAAGAAUCCAAUCACACAAAAGAGUGUUGCUUUAUUUUUAGAAGAAUUAAAUCAAUGUUCUGACAUACGUAAUAUGUUUAAAAAUAUCACUAAAGAUAAAAUUAAUAUCGCUUUUGUUGUAUUACUUGGGAUUUUAAUAAAAAAGUUUGGUUGUGAAAAUGGUAUUACAAAUCAAAUAUCAUUACCAGAUUCAUUGGAGGAAUUUCAAACAAAAUAUGAUUACUAUUCACCAAAUUUAAUAAAAACAGACAUGUCUUAUUCACAUCCACAAGACAUUGUUGAAAUCGAAUCGAAUGUUUUACAAUCAACAGUUCAUUCUGCGAUGAGUUGUGCUGCGGAUAAAGCAAAUUGGAGCUUUCAAUUGUUUAAAGUAUACCAAGCGUAUCCGGAUGCGUUAGUACGUUCUGUUAUGAUGAAUAUGCGACGUUAUCAAUUUAUUUCAGUUAAAAAAUCCGUUACGUGUGUUAAACGACAUUUUUCUAAGUUACCAUUAUCAAAUGUACCAUUUCAAUUGUCACAAACGUAUCGUAACAAGUUAAUGACGAAACAUCCAUUUGAAAUAUUUACGCAUUCAUUUAAUAAAAUUUGUGAAUAUCAAGAUAAAUUGAUGAAUGCGGGUCCAAAAAUAGAGGUGAUAGCCAUGAAUGGAGGUGAUGCAGCAUGCAUUUUUGAAUUAACUAUCUGUCAUAAUAUUAACUUAAAAGUACAAAUACCAGAUCACGUUAUUAUACUUGACCCAAAAAUUAAAAUUCAAGAUGAUGAACGGUACGAGAAAAUUUGUAAACGUUUUCAUGAUAUAUUACAUGCUGUACCGUUACCAGUAUCGGACUCAAUGGAUGUUGAUGUGGAUAAUGAUGAUGAAGAACUAAUUGUCCCUGAUAAAAUUAUUGAAAAUACCAGUAGUGAUUUUCAUCCUAAUACUUCCAGCUCAUUAAAAGUCAAUCAAACAUCAAGAUUGGCUUUUCAUAUGACAAGGCAUGACGUCAUAGAUAGUAUUGAUGAUAAAACAGCCACUCAACAUAUUCAUGAUUUUUUCGUUGUGAAUUCUACAAAUGUUUUUAUGGAUAUCAAUGAAAAUAAUAAAAAUGAUAACUUACAUCCAAUUGAUCCAGAGAAAUGUAAACAGCUUCUUAGAAAUAUUCAAAGAUUUGCCGUCAUUCCAGAUGAGAAACCAGAUCUUUCAAUUGUUACUCAAGCUAUUUUUGAAAAUAAUGGAAAUGACGAAGAUAUUGAAUCUUGCAAUAAACUUGUUUCAUUCAUUUUUGAGCAAGGUUGUCUCGGCGCACCUGCUAAGAUAUUAGUGGAAAAAUUUUUAAAUCUAUUUAAUGGUGUAUUGACAUUUUAUAAGAUAUUAGAUAUACUUGUAGACUAUAGAUAUAUCUACAAAUUCGGUGUUGUGAAUAUUAAUUACAUUCACUAUAAUCACAUUCGGCAUUGGGUUAUCAAAUCAUUUAAACUAAAACGAUCCGAUAAAGAAAAAAUGAUAAAAAAUUCAUCAAACGAUUUCAUUGAUGAGCUAAAUAAUGAACCACAACAUCACUUACCUGCACCCAGUACUAGUGUAAUACCAGAGAAUAUUGAUAGUCAAAUAAUCGAAACAGAGAAUAUCAGUUUAAAGAAGUCUAAUCAAAAAGAUGAAAUAGAAAGUAACAACGAUAAAAAUACACCUGCUCAAAUAGAUAAAGCAAAAAGUAUCGGUGAUAAGAAAAGGCUUGGUCAAAUGAACGAUGCAGAUAAAGUCAAUGCAUUAAAUCAAAUAAACAAAACAGAGGAUAACAAUGAUAAGACAAUAAGAGACGAAGCAGAUAGUAUCAAUCAACAAAAGGAACUUGAAAAUAAAGAUAGCAUAGAGAAUGCUAGUAAUAAAAAGAGAUUUGAUCAGAUAGACAAAACAGAAAAUGCCAAUAAUAUGGAGAUAUCUAAUCAAGUAGAUGAAGAAGAGAAUGCCAGUGAUAAAAAGAGAUCUGAAAGGAUAAAAAUCACAUCAAGUAAACCAAAAAAAACGAAUGUUAAUCAAUACGAAGAAAUUACUGUUAACAUAGCGCCCUGGAUAAGAAUUGAUGGAUCUAUAAAUCGGAGAAUACUAGACCGAUGGCUUGGAACUGUAUUAUGCUACUGUAUUGACACUCCUGGAGUGUUAGUUCGGCGAGUGUGCGCAAGAUUUCCAUUUAUCAAUCCAUUUCAAAUACGAAUUUUACUGGAGUACUUGGAAAAAUUAGAGUGCAUACAAUUAUUUAAAGUAAUUAAGAGCAAGGUUACUUUGUUCGACGAUGAAUUAAGUUCAGAAAUAGUUUCAGCUACUGGAUUAGAAAAUUUUGAUGAAGUUUAUGUAGAAGCAUUACCAACAUGUGUCACAAAACUUGGAAUAUUUAUUGGUAAAAAACAAUAUAAAACUGACUUUUUAUCAGAGGAACUUUCAUAAUAAAAUAA